Messenger RNA from Corvus hawaiiensis (hawaiian crow), 4724 nucleotides. It is a transcript of the gene BRIP1, whose product is annotated as BRCA1 interacting helicase 1. The transcript has 20 exons. Bases 110 to 3895 code for a protein of 1261 amino acids. Gene Ontology annotation, cellular component: nucleus. Gene Ontology annotation, molecular function: hydrolase activity, acting on acid anhydrides, in phosphorus-containing anhydrides; ATP binding; DNA binding. Gene Ontology annotation, biological process: double-strand break repair involved in meiotic recombination; nucleotide-excision repair. The record is from RefSeq and is a predicted model, not a curated record. Lineage: Eukaryota; Metazoa; Chordata; Aves; Passeriformes; Corvidae.
GCCCUUUCCUGUCAGCUGAUUGGCUGGGGCGGAGGCGGGAAGGACGGAGGGCGCUGAGGGGCCGCGCUGCCCAGUUCUAAACCUGAAGUAAACAGGAGAAAAACUUGCAAUGCCUUCUGAUGGGGCAGAAUAUACAAUUGGGGGGGUGAAGAUCCUCUUCCCCUGCAAGGCUUACCCCUCCCAGCUCGCUAUGAUGAAUGCUAUUGUUAAAGGCUUGAAUAACAGGCAGCACUGUUUGCUGGAGAGCCCUACAGGAAGUGGCAAAAGCUUGGCAUUACUUUGUUCUGCAUUAUCGUGGCAGCAGUCUUUGUAUGAGAAAUCAGUGCCAACCUCAUCAUGUGAGAAGGAAGAGAGGAAGGCAGAGCCGCCCCCACCGUGUCACUGCAAAUGUCACUCCCAGUCUAAGAGCAACGAGGCUGCAACGAGUGGGACUCACAGUGCUCCUUCUUCUGCCAAUAAUCCUGACACGGGAACUUCCAGGAAACCUGGAAGCCCAUUGACAAACACAGAAUGUAAGGAAAAUGAAACACUAGCUUCAAAACUGUCUGCCAAAAAAAAGUUAUCUCUUCGUGACAGUGAGAAUGAUGACUUUCAAGUAGACAGGAAAAGGAUUCGUCCUUUAGAAACAGAGCAGCAGCAGGUUAGAAAACGUCACUGCUUUGCAAAAGGAGUGCAGCUGGUUGAUGCUUUAGAAGUUUAUCACCAGAGAAAAAACGGAGAGUUGACUGUUCACUCUGAAAAAAGCAUGAAAACCACUAGUUUUGCUCCCCAAACACCUCCUGGCCCUUGCACUGAGUGUUCCUGUUCUUUUGGAAAAGAACCUGAUAAAGAUCCCAGUCACGCAAAGAAGAAAGAAAAUGGAGAUCGGUUGUGUGUUCCCAAAAUUUUUUUUGGGACACGAACACACAAGCAAAUAACGCAGAUCAGCAGGGAGCUGAAGAGGACAGCGUAUUCUUGUGUCCCCAUGACAAUCCUUUCCAGCAGGGAUUAUACCUGUAUUCAUCCAGUGGUAUCCCACAGUAGUAACAGGAAUGAAAUGUGUGUAGAAUUGCUGGAAGGAAAGCAAGGCAAGUCCUGUUCUUAUUACCAUGGUGUUCAUAAGCUCAGUGAGCACCAUGCCCUGCAGUCUGCAUCCAGGGUGUACCAGGCUUGGGACAUUGAAGACCUGGUGAGCCUGGGCAGGAAGCUUCGUGCCUGUCCCUAUUUUGCAGCCAGAGAACUCAUGAUGGAGGCAGACAUCGUGUUUUGUCCUUACAAUUAUCUCCUGGACCCACAGAUCCGGGAGAGUAUGGACAUUAAGCUAAAAGACCAAGUAGUCAUCUUGGAUGAAGCCCAUAACAUUGAGGACUGUGCUCGGGAGUCCGUGAGCUACGGGGUUACCGAGAGCCAGCUCAGAGCUGCCCGAGAGGAGCUCGAUUUCAUGGUCAACAACAACAUCAGGCAGAAGCAUCAUGAGCCCCUCCGAGCCGUGUGCUGCUCCUUGAUAAACUGGUUGCAGGACAGCUUUGGGCAGCUGGUAGAGAGAGCCUAUGAAACUGCCUGUAAGGUGUGGAGUGGCAAAGAAAUGCUCAACUUUUUGCACAAAAUGGGAAUAACUGGGAUUAGUUUUCCCAUUUUACAGAAACACCUUGCUACUGUCCUGGAAAAAGAAGAAAAAGUGUCUAUGUAUGGGAGAGAGGAACUUAUUGAGGUGCCAGUUGUGAGCCCUGCAACACAGAUAGUGCUCAAAGGCUUGUUCAUGGUCCUUUCCUGUCUCUUCAAAGAUAACAGCAGAUUUGCAGAUGAUUACAGGGUUGCUCUACAACAAACUUACACCUGGAUGAGUGAAAACCAGCAUGAUGAUGCAGAUACAAGUUCCUUCUUCACAAGGCCUAAGCACAAAAAGAGUUCAAGGCAGAAAACCCUUGUCCACAUGCUGAAUUUUUGGUGCUUGAACCCUGCUGUGGCUUUUUCUGACUUAAAUGAAGUUAGAACAAUUGUUCUGACAUCAGGCACACUCUCUCCCAUGGAUUCCUUUUCCUCAGAGCUUGGUGUGAAGUUUUCCAUUCAGCUGGAGGCGAAUCACGUUAUCCGGAAUUCCCAGGUUUGGGUCGGCACUGUUGGAGCAGGCCCCAAUGGGCGGAAGUUGUGUGCAACAUUCCAGCACACAGAGACCUUCGAGUUCCAGGAUGAGGUGGGAGCACUGCUGCUUUCAGUUUGUCAGACAGUUGGCCAAGGAAUUUUGUGCUUUUUGCCAUCCUAUAAGAUGCUGGACAAGUUAAAGGAUCGUUGGAUGCACACUGGCUUGUGGAGAAACCUGGAGGAUGUUAAAACAGUCAUUGCAGAGCCCCAGGGAGGGGCCAAGAGUGACUUUGAUGAGCUGCUGAAAAUCUACUAUGAUGCAAUCAAAAGUAAAGGAGAAAAAGAUGGAGCUCUCCUGAUAGCUGUGUGCAGAGGGAAGGUCAGUGAGGGGCUGGAUUUCUGUGAUGAGAAUGCCAGGGCAGUUGUGACCAUCGGAAUCCCCUUUCCAAACGUGAAGGACCUUCAGGUUGAAUUGAAGAGGAAGUACAAUGACCAGCACAAAAGUACAAGAGGCCUUUUAUCAGGGAGUCAGUGGUAUGAAAUUCAAGCUUACAGAGCUCUUAACCAAGCCCUGGGAAGGUGUAUAAGGCACAGGAAUGACUGGGGGGCUCUUAUUUUAGUUGACGACCGCUUCAGGAAUAACCCCACUAAAUACAUAACUGGAUUAUCUAAGUGGAUCCGUCAGCAGAUCCAGCACCACGGGAAUUUCGGCAGCGCUCUGGAAUCCCUGCACGCGUUUGCCCUCAGAAACCAGGGGACUGGGGAUGCUUCCUCAGAGCACGGCAGGGAAUUCCCUUCCCAUUCCAGGGACCUGUCACAAGGCUCGCAGCAAGAGGCAACCAUUCAUCUGUCACCAGAUGUUCCUGCUAAAAGUCAGGGGCAGAAUUUGGGCUCAGAAGUUCAUUUUACUGCAGCCAUCAGCUCAGUUCAUCCCACAGCAUCAGAUCAGCCAAGUUGCAGCACGGCAACAGUGAAACAAAGUGACCAAAAAGUUGAUGUAGAGAGCCAUUCUCACCACGUAGAACAAAGAAGGAAACAUAUGGACUCCUCCCCCAAAAUGCCAGCAAUUAAAAUGGAGACAGAAAAAAUGAAUGGAUGGACUAAUGCUGAUAUUGUGGAAGAGAAUUGCUGCUCUAAACCACUGACUUCAACUCCUGUGGCCAAGAACUGCAGGGCCACAGUGAGCAGCAGACAGGAGCAUGUGAAUUGGCCUAGUGACCUUAGUGAUAAUUUAAAUCAAUGCCAAUCAUCAUUAAUUGCAGAACAUAAACCAAGCGGACCAGAAUCAUGUUUGGAAACAACUCAUUUUUCAGUUCAAAAUGCUGAGGCUCCAGCUGCUGAAGGACAUCCUGAUAAACUCCAGCUUCCAGCUGAGCCCUGCAGGGAUUUCCCUUCAGCAGCAGGGAGAGCUGAGCCUUCAGCAUUAAAUGUGGCUGAGGAUGAGGAUGAGAGCAUUUACUUCACCCCAGAACUCUAUGAUGAUGCAGAACCAGAGGAACAGAGAAUUGAACCCCACCUUCCGGCCUGCUGUGCUGUUGGGAAUUGGGUGGAAUGUGGGAACUCCACAGUCCCUGCUGAUCUUUUUGCCAUCAACGCCGCAGAAACACUGAACGUGACUGAAAAAACUGAGGCUGGCAGGAGAAGUCCCCAUGGAAUUAUGGAAAAUGAGAGGAGCAGGGACAGUGCAGUUGAUGCUGUAGAGGUGGCUGGUGCAGCAGAAGCAGAGCAGGGAGGAUCUCAGGGGAUGGACACCCCUAAAAGGAAAAUCAGCCUUUCCAGAUCCCGAAAUAAAGGUGUGUCAUCCUUUCUGCUGGGCAAUAGUGGCACCAGGUGACAAUUUCUGUGGGAAUCAUGGUGAGCAGCUACAGCUCCCUUGUCCUCAUGGAUCAGAAGCUACCCUCAGCCUCCAUUUCUCAUUAUAUUUUUGGGUUUUCACUGGGAGAGUUUUGCAAUGUGCAGUUUUGUAGAGAUACAAUGAAGAUUCUUCAUCCUGACUUCAUGGCUAAAGGAUAUCAUGUCUGGAUAUCUAAAUGGAAACCCAAGUAGGAUCUAUCUAAAUGGAAACCCAAGUAGGAUCUGACUUGGAAUUAUUGGUUUGUCCAUUAUGGAUUUAAUUAAUCCACCAUUAAAUACAGUCAAAUAAUUGUGGUUUUCCUCAGAAAGCAAAACACCCAUUUAACCAAAUGAUGGGUUUCUGUACUUGUUAACAUUCUUUUUAAAUAAAACAUAUAGAACAAUAUCUUUGCAGAUCAAGUAAUAGAUAGAUUGAGCCUAAAUACCAAAACAGGUAUAUUCUUCAGUACUUUGAUUUAUUCCAAUUUCUUACGUCAAAAUGUCCAGCAGGAGCUGUGCACAUUUUGAUAUUUGUUGAGGAUGAGAGGCUUCUUCAGAGAAAAACUUGAGGUUUCUUUACGUUUUCCUUUUAUGAGAGGAUCUAAUUUCUGUUGGUUGGAUUCUGUGUUUAUUUGUGUCAAAACCUGUUAUUAUUUCUAUGUCCUAUGAGCACAUUUUACAUGUAACAUAUAAAAUGUAAAUUGUACACAAAGGUCUUUGAAUCUUGCCCAGUCUAUUUUUUUUUAAGUAUUUUAAGUAUUUCUUUCAUUUACUGCAAUGAAAACAGCCAGGAUUUUUCUGUAAUAAAACAUAUUGACAUCUCAAGAAAA